AUGGCCAGCGUGAUGAAGGCAAUUUUGUUUUCAGAAAAGUAUAAUAGAGGAAGUCUGUUUUAUUGUUUUCAGGAUGGUAUAAUAGACGUAGAAGGUUUAGACAAGGUUAUGAGUGCAGGAUUAGGACGGAGAUAUGCUUUCAUUGGACCGAUAGAAACAGCUUACCUCAAUGCUGACGGGAUGUACAGUUAUUCAGAACGCUACGCCACGAUUUUUGAAGGUGUUACGGCCACAUUCAGAGAGCCAGAUAAGUUUGAUGGACCAGUCCUGGAUCAAAUCCAGUCCGAGAUGGAACAGCUGGUUCCUAUGGAUACGUUACAAGCCCGCAGAAACUGGAGAGACAAGCGUCUAGCAGCCCUUGCUCAGUUACAGAAAAGAAUGGACAUUGAAGAUGAGAAAAAAUGAAUUUAUGAUAGUAUAACACUAGAUAACGUUAAUUAAAAGAAAGAAAUUUG
Mercenaria mercenaria is the source of this 455-nucleotide messenger RNA. Its product is annotated as lambda-crystallin-like. Gene Ontology annotation, molecular function: oxidoreductase activity. The coding region runs from base 1 to 405 and encodes 134 amino acids. The record is from RefSeq and is a predicted model, not a curated record. Lineage: Eukaryota; Metazoa; Mollusca; Bivalvia; Venerida; Veneridae. The transcript is spliced from 2 exons.